CCAACUAGUUUCUUAUAGGAGUUUAUGAAUUCUCGUUACACUGGUAUGAGGUUUUCUUAUGGGGAGAAAAUCUUUCGCUAUUAGAAUAUCAGCUGUGAUUAUAGCGAUUAUUGAUAAAAACAUUGCCUCUAAUUUGACAUCUGUCAAUAACAAUGCAAUGCAGUGACGUUUCGCAUUGUAAAAAUUAGCGAAUUCGAAUCUACCUUGUUUCUAAAAUGAAUUAUCAAAGUUCCGAUUUAGUGGUGAAAUAAUGUUAUAGAACACAUUUCCUGUACCAGGAUUGUAGUUAAAAAUCAAGAUGACUACGAAAGAGCUUUACACAAAGGGGGCCCGGAUAUGGGUGGAGCACCCCGAGAAAGUCUGGGAGAGUGCCACAGUCACCGCGGACUACCGCUCCGGAGUCCUCAUCGCCAAGUUGGACCAGACUGGCGAGAUACGACAGAUCAAGAUAAAAGAUGAAAACCAAAUGCCGCCCUUGCGGAACCCCUCUCUCCUCAUCGGGCAGAAUGACCUCACAUCGCUAUCAUACCUGCACGAGCCGGCAGUUCUACACAACCUUAGAGUCAGGUUCUGCGACCGUAACGCCAUCUACACGUACUGCGGUAUCGUGCUCGUCGCCAUCAACCCUUACAACGAAUUGCCUAUUUACGGCGAUGAAACCAUCAUGGCGUACCGCGGCCAAUCCAUGGGCGACCUGGACCCGCACAUUUUUGCCGUUUCGGAGGAGGCCUACACGAAACUUGAGAGGGAGCGACGAGACCAGAGCAUCAUAGUGAGCGGCGAAUCAGGCGCCGGCAAAACUGUCUCAGCUAAGUACGCAAUGCGUUACUUUGCGGCCGUUGGCGGAAACGCGAGCGAGACACAAGUUGAGAGGAAAGUUCUCGCUUCCAGUCCUAUCAUGGAGGCCAUCGGCAACGCGAAAACUACGCGCAACGACAACUCCUCCCGGUUCGGCAAAUUCAUAGAGAUUCACUUCGACGAGAUGUAUCGGAUAUCCGGUGCUAGUAUGAGGACUUACUUGCUUGAGAAAAGCAGAGUGGUGUAUCAAAGUGCUGGAGAGAGGAAUUAUCACGUGUUCUACCAGCUGUGCGCCGCGGCGCGCAGCAUGCCCGAGCUGCAGCUAGAUCACCAAGACUCGUUUCACUAUUUGAACCAGGGCGGCAGCCCCGACAUAGACGGCGUCGACGACCUGAGAGCAUUUAACGAGACGAAAAACGCACUUACCACCUUAGGUGUGUCAGAAACAGAACAACAGAACAUGUUCACCGUAUUAGCGUGUAUCCUACAUCUUGGCAACAUUGAGCUCAAGUGCGAGCCCGACUCGGGGGACGUGGAGGAAGACGGCGCUUAUAUCGAUCCAAACGACAAGCACCUACAAAUUGUCUGCUCGCUUCUCGGGGUUUCGAAGCCGGAGCUAAGUCGGUGGCUGACGCAUCGGCGCAUUGCUUCUGCCCAUGAGGUGAUAGUGUCCCGAAUGGCCACGAACCGUGCCGCAUUCGCUCGCGACGCGCUCGCGAAACGAAUGUACGGCGAAAUGUUCGCUUGGCUCGUAAAGUGUGUAAACCGCGCCUUGGAAACGGAGCAGAAUAAAAGCCACUUUAUUGGUGUAUUGGACAUCUACGGGUUCGAAACGUUCGAAAUCAACUCGUUCGAGCAGUUCUGCAUCAACUACGCAAACGAGAAACUGCAGCAACAAUUCAACUCGCACGUGUUCAAGUUAGAGCAGGACGAAUAUAUUAAAGAAGAAAUAUCAUGGAAAAUGAUCGACUUCUACGACAACCAGCCAUGCAUCGACCUGAUCGAGGACCGGCUCGGAGUCCUGGCGCUCCUGGACGAGCAAUGCCGCGUGCCGCAGGGCUCCGACCAGGGCUUUGUGACCAAGCUGCACGAGAGCUGCCACAAGUAUCCGCACUUCAUGAAACCUAGAUUCGGGAACCAAGCAUUUAUAAUAAAACACUUCGCCGACAACGUUGAAUACCAAUGCGGGGGCUUCCUGGAGAAGAACAGAGACACCGUAUCAGAAGAGCAGUUAGAAUGCAUCAAGUCUUCGACCAGCUGCCGGCUGAUCCACGCCAUGUUCGCUGCCGAUCGGGUGUCGGAGGGAAAUGCCACUGCGACGUUGCCUCCGCCGUCACGACGGAGGACUACGCCAGCCGUACCACUUACUAGUCUUACGCAACCGCCUCGCCGAGCGUCCGGACAGAAGCAGACAGUGGGCGCACAAUUCCGAGCCUCGUUGUCGGCUCUCAUGGCGACCCUGUCCGCGACCACCCCGCACUACGUGCGCUGCAUCAAGCCCAACGACACCAAGCUGCCCUUCCAGUUCCAUCCCGCGAGGGCCGUCAACCAACUCAGAGCGUGCGGUGUAUUGGAGACCAUAAGGAUUUCGGCAGCCGGUUUCCCGUCCAGAUGGUUGUACCAAGACUUCUUUAAUAGAUAUCGUCUCCUCUGCGCGCACAAAGAGCUAGAUCGCGGAGACACGAAGGGCACGUGCCGGCGCAUCCUGGCCGCGCACCUCAAGGACCCCGACAAGUACCAGUUCGGCGCCACCAAGAUAUUCUUCAGGGCGGGACAGGUGGCAUAUUUAGAAAAGUUACGCGCCGACAUCCAACGCCUAUACUGCGUGCGCAUACAAAGUUGCGUGCGGCGUUUCGUGGCCCGACGCAAGUACUUGCGCCGCAUGCGCGCCUUGCGGGGCCUGCAAGCCCACUGCCGAGGCUUCCUCGCUAGACGUUUUGCGCAAGAAGUCCGCCGCACCCGAGCCGCGAUUAAGAUCCAGCGCUACGUGCGCGGCUGGUCGGCGCGGCGCCGCUACCGCCAGCUGCGGCGCCUCGCUGUAGGGCUCCAGGCGCACGCCAGGGGAUAUCUGGCGCGCAGGCUGUACAGGGAUGCGCGCAGGGUCAAAGCGUCGCUGACGAUCCAACGCUACGCGCGCGGCUACCUCGCGAGGAAACGAGUCAAGGCGAUGCGACGCGGUAUUAUUAUAGCGCAGGCUGCUGUCCGCCGCUUCCUCGCCCGUCGCCUCUACAAGCGCCUCCGCAUCGAAGCCAGGAGUCUGGACCACGUGAAGACCCUGAACAAGGGUCUGGAGAACAAGAUCAUCAGCCUGCAGCAGAAGUUGGGGGAGGCGCAACAGAAGACCAAGGCGCUGGAACCGUUGGCUGUUCAGCUGGCUGAGGCUAAAGCGAAACUGGAACUCCUUCGUCUAGUCGAAAUCGAGGCAAAGACUCUCAAAGUGUCCAUCGUAGACAAGGACAGCAUUAUAGCAGCGCUCCAAACCGAGCUGGCGAGCGAGCGAGACAGCAACAAGCAGCUCGUCGAGGAGAAGAAAGAGAUAGAGAAGACGUAUAAGAUAGAGAGGGUGGCGUGGGAGGGAGAAAGCGAGAAAUUGGUCAAUGAGUUGAAGAGUUCUAAGGAGCAGUUCGAUUUGGCAAUUGAAGAACGAGACAAGCAGCUCGAGCAAGAAAAGAAAGCCCUCAGCGCUGAGCUCGAAGCGGAAAGGCAGAGCAGACAGAAAUUACUCUCCACACAAUAUGAGCUGCAGGAGCGAUUGGACUCCCUACAACGGGCACCUGCGACUAAGGAACACCGGCGUUCUCUCUCUGACGCCAGCAACAACUCUCAGCAGGAGACGACAGUUGAGGAUGACUUCGGGUACGGGUCCGUGCGCAGCGUGGAGAACUCCCGGCCCGCGCUCGAGGCCGUCAACUGGUCGGCCGGCUCUCACGGCGGACCCAUGCCGAUCGCGGAUGCUGGAUUGGUGCUGAGAAUGCAGAACAGGAUAUCCGCUUUACAGAGUGAAUUGUCGCGGACUACGAAACGCGCGACCGAUUUGGAGGAGCGUCUCAUGAAUCGUCUGUCCUCACCCCCCACCAAUCCGAACCUGGAUCGCUUCAAAGUGGAGGAACUCGAGAUAGAAAACAAGAAGCUACGAGAACAUCUCGAGCGGCUGCGCUCUGCUGGCGACACCACUUUACUCACCAAGGAAGUUAUAGACCAACUGGGCAUCAUGCAAAAAGAACUGGACAGACGUCGAGACGAGUGCGUCCAGCUGAAGAGCGUGCUCACCAACACCAAACCGCAAUGGUUCCAAACUCUGAAAAAUGUCACGGUGAACUUGAAGUCGCUCACGACGUCCAGCUACGGGUCCGAUGUGGACAUUGUCAACGAAGAUGGCGAGUUGGCUACUGCUUACGAAACGCAGAAGGGCAUAAACAGGCAGUUGCAAGAAGAGCUUAUGGCCGAAAAGAAGUUCUAUUCGGAUCACAUAUCGAAGACGAAGGCCGAGAUCGACCGGCUUAGAGAGGAAAAUGAAAAAUAUCAGAAAUUGUUGAGCGUCGAGCUUAGUCAAGAACCUAAGAACAAGCAACAAGAAUUUGCUCAGAACGAGAUCAUCAAACUGGCGGCUGAAAGUCUGGCUUUGCAGGAGCGCGUAGACAAACUAUCGGAGAGCUGCCGCCGCUACAAGAACCAGAUACGCCUGCUGGUCACCAAGCUGAGGGAGGCGGGCAUACAGGACGUCAGCGAUAUACUGGAGGGCAACGAUACCGUGGUGCCUCAGAACACCUCUCUCGCUCCCGAGAUAGCGCCCGUGUCGCGCAAGAAAGAGAGGGAGUAUCUCGGCAUGUUCGAGUACAAAAUACAGGACGAAGCGACGAUUAUUAAGAAACUCAUUACAGACUUGAAGCCGCGAACAGCCGUAACCCUACUCCCCGGACUCCCAGCUUACAUCAUCUUCAUGAUGCUGCGCCACAUGGACCACGUGGACGACGAGCCUAAGAUGCAUCAGCUGCUUAAAGCCGUUCGUAUUGGAGUCAAGAAGACGCUGAGAAAACGCUCUGAUAGCGUGGAGUAUAGUGCUCUCUGGCUCGCUAAUAUGUUACGGCUCCUAAAUAACCUCCGACAGUACAGCGGCGACGCGGUGUACCAGAAGGAGAACACCCCUCGUCAGAACCAGCAGUGUCUGCGCAUCUUCGACCUGUCGGAAUACCGCCAGCUCCUCAGCGAUAUCGCCGUGCAGAUCUACCAAGGUGUCAUCACACUCCUGGAGAGGCAGGUAGAGCGGCUGAUCGUGGGCGCCAUACUGGAAUACGAGGAGAUCAGUACACACGACAACACCACUGAUGAAAAUGUGCCAGCACCCGGUCUGUCGGGCCCGGCGCGCGCGCCGCCGUCGCCGCCCGGCGCGGGCCCGGCGCGGCUCAAGCAGGAGCUGGGCGCCGCGCACGACCACCUGCACGAGUACCACGUCGACGCCUCGCUGCGCGUCAUGAUCUUCAAACAGUUGUUCUACUACAUCUGCGCGUACAGUCUGAAUCAGCUUCUUCUGCGUAAAGAUCUCUGCUGCUGGGCCAAGGGUCUGCAGAUCCGGUACAACAUCUCCCACCUGGAGAACUGGAUCAAGGAGCAGCUAGCUGAAUACGGGCAGAAGAGCGUGGACGAGAUCCUGAGCGUGCUAAAGCCGAUCACACAAGCUGUGCAGCUGCUGCAGGCGAGGAAGUCCCUCGCCGACGUUCAGAGCACUGUCGACAUGUGCUCCAAUCUUACCGCCAUGCAAGUGUGCAAGAUCCUAAAUAUGUACACCCCCGCCGAAGACUACGAAGUGAAAGUUACACGAGAGUUUAUCCACGAAAUUCAGAAGAAAAUGCAGGAGAAGGCGGGACCUAAAGCGGACAAGGAACCGCAAAACCUCCUGAUGGACUCGAAGAUGAUCUUCUCAGUGCAGUUCCCGUUCAACCCGUCCUCCAUCCGGCUGGAGGACGUCGAGCUCCCCGAGGUGCUGGGGCUGGAGGGGCUCCUCACAAAGAUAUAAACGGGUUAACUGUCAUUAUAUUUGUUACUAGCGACACGCCCCGGCUACGCACGGGUUACACAAAACCUUAACAAAUUGUACAGCUAAACCUUCCUCAAGCACUCUAUUGAUAGGUGAAAAUACAAAUACAAAUGAAACCGCAACCGCAUGAAAAUUCGUUAUGUACUUUUUGAGUUUAUCGCAAACAUACAAACACACGGACAGACGCGGCGGGGAUAUCGUUUUAUAAGGUGUAGUGAUUAUUAGUGUCAUUCUCAAUCAAAAGGUUACUUUUUUAACUAUAAAACUCCCGUGAGACUCAAACAUAUUAGAUUAUUUUAAACCGGGUCACUCACGUAUUAUUAAGUCGAAUAGCUCGACAUGUUUCGGUCCAAUUUACGAGGACCGUCUAUUCGACUGUCGAGCUAUUCGAACAUGUCGAGCUAUUCGACUUAAUAAUACGUGAGUGACCCGGUUUAAAAUAUCUAAUAAAAAGGUUACUUAUUGUCGGUUGUCAAUAAAGCGCUAUUUCCAUAUAGCCUCAAUUGAAAAUAAACCUUAUUAUUGAUAGGUGAAAAUACAAAUACAAAUGAAACCGCAACCGCAUGAAAAUUCGUUAUGUACUUUUUGAGUUUAUCGCAAACAUACAAACACACGGACUGAGGCGGCGGGGAUAUCGUUUUAUAAGGUGUAGUGAUUAUUAGUGUCAUUCUCAAUCAAAAGGUUACUUUUUUAACUAUAAAACUCCCGUGAGACUCAAACAUAUUAGAUUAUUUUAAACCGGGUCACUCACGUAUUAUUAAGUCGAAUAGCUCGACAUGUUUCGGUCCAAUUUACGAGGACCGUCUAUUCGACUGUCGAGCUAUUCGAACAUGUCGAGCUAUUCGACUUAAUAAUACGUGAGUGACCCGGUUUAAAAUAUCUAAUAAAAAGGUUACUUAUUGUCGGUUGUCAAUAAAGCGCUAUUUCCAUAUAGCCUCAAUUGAAAAUAAACCUUAUUAACGAGAAUGUGGUCCCUUUUGGUUGAAAAUGUCACAAUUUAACCUGUAGUUGCCCAGAGGCCUAAAUAAAAGCAUUCUGUAGCAUUGUAUUAUGAAUAUUUAUUUUGAAAAUAUUGCAUUUGUCCUAGCAAGUAGUCGUGGGCGGCUAAGAAUCGGAGAUAAAGGUUCGCACUGAGUGUACAGGCAACAAAGAUAUUAAAUGCAGUGUUAAGCUAAUAGUUUUGCUGACAUAAGAAAUAACUAGGUAAUUAUUCGAAAUGAUCUACACACGCUCUUAUUCUCUUACCAAUAAAGUUGUAUUUAGAUUAUUUUAUACACCUUAGCUACUUCCGCUACUAGUUGUACGAUUGUACGGUACGUUGCUGAUUACUGUUACAUUCAUACAACGGUUUACUACAGAAAAAAGGUUUGCUAAUCCCCUAAUCUAAUUUACGUCGAAGAAAAACAUCGAUAGUGCUAAAUUAUUGUGUUAUUAAUUAUUAUAAAUCUUCUUCGUCGUUCCCUCAUGACUGAGGAUCGUGACCAAGAACUAUAUCCCUCCAUUUAACGCGAUCAAGGGCUAUGUGGGCUGCCCUCUGCAUGGAACCACAUGCUUGUCUAAUGGAAUCCGACCAUCUUGCCGGGGCUCUUCCUCUAGCGCGCUUCCUCUUGCCCCAGUAUGAUGUCACGUUCGAGGCUGUGGUGCGGCGAUCGCAUUAUGUGCCCAAAGAAUCUGAGAGCCCUCUCCUGGCAGAUUGUUGAGAGUCGUUUGGUGAUUUUUAGUUCUCUCCAUUCUGAGAGAUUAUUAUAAAUACAUCUCGCAAAUGUAUAGCAUUGUAGAGAGAGAUCACACAGUACGUACAUGAUAUUGAUAUCACACGUGUAUUGGUAGACAUAUACAAAUUUAGAACUCUUUUCACGACACAAUUUUGUUAUUGUGUCUAUUUCCAAUCAUUUCUAAACUAGCUUUUGCCCUCGAUUUCGUCUGCGCGGACUUACUAACAGCAGCUAAAGCAAGCGCCUGGAAAAAAUUUCAUAGCAAUUAUUCAAUUUGAGCAUAUUUUGCACACAAACUAGCAGACACUUCAUUAAUUAUCUCAAUUCCACCCCGCUUUUUACUUUCUUAAGGGAUGAUUUUCGGGAUAAAAACUAUCCUAUGUCCUUCUCAGGGACUCAACCUAUCUCUAUGCCAAAUUUCAUCUAAAUCGAUUCAGCGGUUUAAGCGUGAAGAGGCAACACACAGACAGACAGACUUUCGCAUUUAUAAUAUUAGUAUGGAUUGCGACAAACAUCCGAUAAUGUUAUGACAAACGAAAUUAUGGAAAUCAAUAAAUAUAUUAACUUGUGCUUUGAAGGUCACAGCAUUUAUAAUAAUUAAUUACUGAAUUAUUAAGGUUUCAAUAAAACAAUAUGUCGCUUUCAAAGGACAAAAUAGAUUUUAAUAUUGGACUGAAGAUAGAUAAGCGUAUUCAUCCAAAUAUUUCGGCAUAAUAAGCUUGUCUUAUGUUAUAUCGGUUCCUAGACUAUGGAAUGCCAUAAUUUGAAAUUAUUUUGGUGCCAUUCCGAUUUGUACAAAAACCUAGAAAAGAAAGUACAUGAACUUUUCCUUGUGACUUCACUUGCCAUACUGCAUUUAUAAUACUAGACCAAUUUUACUUAAAUAACAUUCCAUAUGUUAAGGUUAUUUAUAGCAAAUUAUAAAAUGCUGAGAAAUUUGUUAAUUUACAAUGUUUCUGUCGUUUUUGCUGAUUAAUUACAACUGUUCAUCUUAAGAAAUAAUUUAAUUCAGAAAAUACAUGACAUUACAGUGUAUAUAAAAAAAAAUGGAAUUAAACAAUAAACUACAAAACUAACUAAAAUAUUUUAUUCAAAAAGACCUCCGCGAGCUGUACCGGGUGCAAAGGUGCCCAUCACACUUGCCGCGUUACCACGUUGGAUAGCGAAAUUCAUCUUAAUGUCAAUAAAUUUCACAUAAUUUUUGUUUAAUAUAAUUUUCAUUGAAGUUACUCGAGCAACCAAAAAUUGUUCAGUUUUAUUUCAUUAUCAAGUGAAGUCAUGGUUUGUCUAUUUGGCUUUCGCUAUAUAUACCUACUAUUAUCAACGAAUUAUGUUAAUUUCUGUUUUUAUAUUUUUAAUUGUUAAGCAAUUUUGUACGUGAGAUGUUGUUACGAUUAGUUCAAAUUUGUUAUAAAUUAUAUUUAUUUAUACCAUUCCAUUUAGAUAUUAAGAGUAUAAUUAUUAAUAAGUAAGUAACAAUAUUGAUGCGUGUUGAUUUACCCUGACAUAUUUAGGUGAAAUAUAUUUAGCAUAUAAAUAAAUAUAAUGUUAAAGGCUAGAUACAGAUACACAUAAUAGUUCUUCACAUAAUACAUAAUACGACCAACGUAUUAAAUAAAUGUGGCAUGCCUUUUGAUAGUUGAAUUUAGAAGAAAUUUUAUGAAAAGUAAAUAAGAGAUUUAUUACGCCAGUUUGCUUGUAGAAUAAGAUAACAUGAUAUUAUGACAUUGUUUUAAUGUGUUCUAGGCGUUUUCUCCAGCUAUUAUUUAUAUAUAUGAAAAACCACCAUGCCAUUAUUGUUAUGCGUUUUUAGAUGUAUUGACCGAAAUACUUACAUUGUUUUUUACGAAACGUAGCCGUAAAUUUACUUUAUAUAAAUCAGAAUCAUUGUUUUUUUUAUAUGACUAUAUAAUAGUGCUAAACCGGUUACCGUUAAAGUAGGUGCUUGAAACACGGCGUCACUAACACCAGAUAUUUAUAAAUUUAUACAUAAAAUCUUACUAUUAGAUUUACUUUCCCAUGCAGAAAUAUUUUUGUAGAGAAAUUAUGAACAGUAUUCUUUUGGUACUUAAUUAUUUGUUAUUAGUAGAAAAUUAAAUAUUAAUCACUAUAUUAUGUCUAUUCAAAUUAUGCGAGAUCACUUGUAUUGUAUGUAAUCAUUAGAAUAUUUGUUUUAACGAAUUCCCCAGUGUUCGAUGUUAAUGUUAAAAACAAUUGACAUAUAAUUAUGUUUUUUUAAUGGUAAAUUUUUGUUUAAUUUACCAUUGCAAUGCAAUUUAUACUAAGAUGUUUUUCAGUAUUUCUUGUGACCUUUUUUUAAUAAAAUCGAUUUUAAUAUAAGUAAUAUUAAAGCGGUUUUAUGUUGGUUGGUUUUUGUCCUCACGACAAUUAAUAAAUGUAUUAAGGUACUUAAUCCUAAAUGAAAUUGUAACUUAAAUGUACUAAAUGUAUUAAAUUAUAUGCAUAGUAAAUAUAUAUGUUGAUGAAUUGGAUAUUUUAUAAUUGUUAGGUGCUCAAUUAUAGCUUCCCUGUUGUUUAAAUUAUAGAUUUACGUAGUAUGUAUCAAAGUAAUUAAUCCAGUAUCUAUUUUAAAUUGAUAAUACCUACUAGGGAUAUAUUUUCGAGGCUCUAAUACUUAAUCGCAAUUGAUUUGAUUUGAGUCAAUUGUGAUUCUCGAGAUUAUGGACAUCAAUUUACAAAAGUAAACAUGUGUCAAAAAACAAAAUAAUGUAUAAUAAAUCCUUUUGUGAUCAGUUUGUGACAUAAUUUGAAAAUAUUUAUAUUAAGUAUUAUAUUUUUAUCCAAUGCUAAAAUUUAUAACUGACCAUAAACGCAAAUUAAUUUUAAACCAAUUAUAAUUCAAAAAGAAUAAUUUAAUAUUCGUACCCAAAAUUUAUUUAAAAAAAGCAUUAAUAAUUAUAUAUUAUUUUUUAAUACAGUUGCUCAAAAAGUGCUACUUUUCGUGGCUGUUUAGCGUGCGGAAAGUUGGUUUUCGCGAACUAGUGCUUUUUACUUUUCCAAUUUUUUUAAAUCUAUACUUGUUCCAAUUCAUGACUACUUAUUGAUGAGUGUUUAAAUUAGUUUCCUUUAAACGUGGUAAUUAACAUAAAAACCUACAGUUAAUGUAAGAAUACGAAAAAUAUGCAUAUUUCAUAUUUUAUUACUUACCUCUUCAUCAUUAUAAGUAUUAUAACACGUUUAGUUUUUAAUGUUGAAAAACCGUUCUUAAUCAGUUGUCUGAAUGGAACGGAACGUCUGUCAAGGAAGAGGCGUAUUUUCUUACUGCAAGAAUGUUUUAAGUUUCCAAAGGCAACAUUCGAUAUUGUUUUUAUAAAUAUACGAUACACAAAUAAUCGUAAGUAACGAUAUUUAGGUAAUAAUAGUACAAUGUUUUAAUAUUUACAAAUGUUUCUGUCUUAUAGAACAUGCAUUUGAAAAAAAAAAAACUUUCAUUGAAGUGGGUUCAAUAUUAAUAACAAAAUCUAUUCUAGUCGAAUAAAAGCUAGAAAAACACCUCUUCAUAAUGUCAAUGUCGAUGAUGUCACAGAAUUUAUAAUAUAAAAAGUUUCGAAUUCCAUUCCUUAAUUCUUUUCUUUUCUUAUUUUUUCGCAACUGUAUUAAAAAACGUCGUUCGAUACACGUGCGGAUAUGUCAUUCUUCACUCGUCCCGAGUCUUGCGAGAUAUCUCGGUACUCGUGGUGUAAUGACAUACUUUCCGCACUAGCAUCGAAAUGUACUAUUUUGGAUUUUAGCUACUUAAUUAUUAAUGAUCUCGAUGUUCGAUGUUCCUUUAUUUAUGAUUUAAUAUUUGCAACUAAAGCAAUAUAAUCCAUAUCUUAUGUAAUUAAUAUUUACUGUAAUUUUGGCAACAUUUAUGUAAAAGCAAUGAGUACUUACUAAAAUAUAAAAAACGAUGUUCUAAUAAUUUAACAUAUGAUGAAAUCAGAUUUCUGUUAUAAUAAUUUUGGUGAAAAAAUAUGUAUAACCAAUAUUUCUGUGUGUUUUUGUUAUAAAAUUGUCAGUAUUAAUAGCACCGAUCCCAGUUUAAAUAAAUAAAAAACUACCUGAAACUGGUUUAAUAUAUGUUCAAAACGCGAAAGUUUAAAUAUUAUACCUGAAAGGUCAUUUAAAAAAUGUAUAUGUAUGUAUCAAAGUAACCAAACCAUAUUCUGCUAUUAAAUUCCAGAUUACUCUAGCGUAAAAUAAACCCAUUGUUUUAUUGUGAGAAAAAAAGUAUUUUUAAUUAAAUAUUCCAUAAAUAAAAAGGCAAACUUCACAUAAUUAUAUUUGCUAUAAUCGCAAGCGUUGCUAUAAGUGAUAUCGUUUGUUAGUGUGCUGUGAGUUACAUUCCGACGUGUAGUUUGUUCACAUGUUUACAUAUAAUUAUAUAUUUCGUUGUAAAGUGCAGAUUAAAUAAAUAAUGUUAGCAAA
Molecule: messenger RNA, 11979 nt
Organism: Cydia strobilella
Lineage: Eukaryota; Metazoa; Arthropoda; Insecta; Lepidoptera; Tortricidae
Gene: didum
Product: unconventional myosin-Va
Exons: 44
Coding region: 299-5812 (1837 amino acids)
Biological process (GO): actin filament organization; vesicle transport along actin filament
Cellular component (GO): myosin complex; actin cytoskeleton; cytoplasm
Molecular function (GO): microfilament motor activity; actin filament binding; ATP binding
Source: RefSeq, a predicted model, not a curated record